CCCAGCUCCCAGAGGCGCUGCCAUCAGCCCUAGCUGGUCCGCACCAUGGCCACCUGCUGGCAGGGCUUGUGGGCCUAUCGCUCCUACCUGCUUGUGCUCUUCCUGCCCAUUUUCCUGCUGCCUCUGCCCAUCCUCGUCCCCACCAAGGAAGCCUACUGCGGCUAUGUCAUCAUCCUCAUGGCCCUCCUCUGGUGCACUGAGGCUCUGCCCCUGGGGGUCACUGCCCUCCUUCCCAUCAUCCUGUUCCCCAUGAUGGGCAUCAUGGAUGCCUCUGAGGUCUGCAUCGAGUACCUGAGUGACACCAAUAUCCUGUUCAUUGGGGGGCUGCUGGUUGCCAUUGCUGUGGAGCACUGGAAUCUGCAUAAACGCAUCGCCCUCCGCGUGCUCCUCAUCAUUGGGGUGCGGCCUGCCCUGCUGAUCCUGGGCUUCAUGGUGGUCACAGCCUUCCUGUCCAUGUGGAUCAACAACACAGCUACCACAGCCAUGAUGGUGCCCAUCGCACACGCUGUCCUGGAGCAGCUGCACAGCAAUCCCACCAGCAAGGACGUGGAGGAGGGCAGCGACAACCCCACUUUCGAGCUCCAGGAACCAAGUGGCCAUAAGGAAGUGACCAAGCUUGAUAAUGGGCAGGUCCCCACGACCCUGCCUGCUCCUUCUGGGCCACGGGUACAUCACAACAAGGAGCAGCUUCGCUUCACCCAGGGCAUGAGCCUGUGCGUGUGCUAUUCGGCCAGCAUCGGGGGCAUAGCCACGCUGACUGGCACCUUGCCCAACCUGGUGCUGCAAGGCCAAGUCAACUCGCUCUUCCCCCAAAAUGCCAACAAGGUAAACUUUGUCUCCUGGUUCGGCUUUGGAUUCCCCACCUCGAUCAUCUUGCUGCUGCUGGCCUGGCUGUGGCUGCAGAUCGCCUUCCUUGGGUUCAACUUCCGGAAGAACUUCGGCAUUGGGGGAGAGGUGCGAGAGCAAGAUCAGGCAGCCUACCGCGUCAUCCAGACAGAGCACAGGCUGCUGGGCCCCAUGACCUUUGCAGAAAAGGCUGUCACCAUCCUCUUUGUUGCCCUGGUGCUGCUGUGGUUCACCCGGGAGCCAGGCUUUUUCCUUGGCUGGGGCAGCCUGGCUUUUCCCAACGCUAAGGGGGAAAGCAUGCUGUCCGAUGGAACAGUGGCCAUCUUCAUCAGCAUAAUUAUGUUCAUCGUGCCCUCCAAGAUCCCAGGGCUGACCCAGGACCCAGAAAAUCCAGGGAAGCUGAAGGCCCCUCCUGCCCUCCUCAACUGGAAGACGGUGAAUGAGAAGAUGCCCUGGAAUGUCGUGUUCUUGCUGGGUGGUGGCUUUGCCCUGGCCAAGGGCAGUGAGCACUCAGGCCUGUCAGAGUGGCUGGGGGAGCAGCUGACCCCACUGCAGAAUGUACCAGCUCCUGCCGUUGCCUUCAUCCUCUGCCUUGUGGUUGCCACCUUCACUGAGUGCACCAGCAACGUGGCCACCACCACACUCUUCCUGCCCAUCCUGGCUUCCAUGGCUCAGGCCAUCUGCCUCCACCCGCUCUAUGUCAUGCUGCCCUGCACUCUAGCUUCCUCCCUGGCCUUCAUGCUGCCUGUGGCCACCCCACCCAAUGCCAUUGUCUUCUCCUUCGGGGGCCUCGAAGUGUCUGAUAUGGCCCGGGCGGGAUUCCUGCUCAACAUCAUCGGGGUGCUGGUCAUCAUGCUGGCCAUCAACAGCUGGGGCUACCCCGUCUUCAACCUGUACACCUUCCCCUCCUGGGCCCACGUUGACAACACCACAGCCCACUGCCAGCCCAACUUCACGAUGCCCCAACCCUAGACCAGGGAACAGCCUGGCCAAACCCAGAAGGACCCGCUCGCGUUCCCUCU
Trichechus manatus latirostris (Florida manatee) is the source of this 1868-nucleotide messenger RNA. Its product is annotated as solute carrier family 13 member 2. NCBI's taxonomy places the organism in Eukaryota, Metazoa, Chordata, Mammalia, Sirenia, Trichechidae. Gene Ontology annotation, molecular function: transmembrane transporter activity. Gene Ontology annotation, cellular component: membrane. Gene Ontology annotation, biological process: transmembrane transport. The transcript has 12 exons. The coding region runs from base 46 to 1818 and encodes 590 amino acids. The record is from RefSeq and is a predicted model, not a curated record.